UGUAGUCAAAGCGCGUGCGGUAGUAGUUCUGCUCUCAUCUGCGGCAACAUGGCUGACGAAACGGCGAAAGCACAGAUCGCUCAGCCGGGCGGAGACACGAUAUUUGGUAAAAUCAUACGCAAGGAGAUUCCCGUGAAGCUCCUGUAUGAGGACGAGCAGUGUGUAGCCUUCCCUGAUAUUUCUCCUCAAGCUCCCACUCACAUCCUCGUCGUCCCUAAAAAGCCAAUCGUUCAGCUGGCACAAGCAGAGGAGACGGAUGCUGCAUUGUUGGGCCACUUGUUGAUAGUCGCCAAAAAGUGUGCUCAUGAUGCGGGUCUGUCCAACGGCUACAGAAUCGUCAUCAAUGACGGGUGUGAUGGAGGCCAGUCCGUCUACCACAUCCACGUCCACGUCCUGGGUGGACGCACCAUGAAGUGGCCCCCUGGCUAACCUCCGCCACCCGGCACAGAUCCAUCCUGCCAUCCUGUGCAUGUCUGUUAGUCUGCAAACAAGCACUGUUCGAUUUAGACUAAAUCAAGUUGCAUGUGAAACUUGACGUCACGUGUCAAAGGAAACCUGGGAAAUCACUCAUAGUAAUAAAAUACACUUCACAACAACA
Messenger RNA from Hippoglossus stenolepis (Pacific halibut), 598 nucleotides. RefSeq names its product histidine triad nucleotide binding protein 1 (gene hint1). Gene Ontology annotation, molecular function: hydrolase activity. Gene Ontology annotation, biological process: purine ribonucleotide catabolic process. NCBI's taxonomy places the organism in Eukaryota, Metazoa, Chordata, Actinopteri, Pleuronectiformes, Pleuronectidae. The record is from RefSeq and is a predicted model, not a curated record. Gene Ontology annotation, cellular component: cytoplasm; nucleus. The transcript has 3 exons. Bases 49 to 429 code for a protein of 126 amino acids.